AUGUCCACGACUGGCCCGGCAAAUUCUACUGUCGUAGACAACGCGGGUACGAGCGCGGUAGUGGCAAAGCCAUGCCACAACUGCAAACGUCGAAGACUCAGGUGUGACCGGUCAUUGCCCUCUUGUCAAAAGUGCAUUAAGAAGGGCGAGAAGUGUCUUGGUUAUGGCAAGCUGCUCGUCUGGAACAGAGGCGUGGCAAGCCGUGGAAAGAUGAUGGGCAAGUCCUUCCAUGUCCCCGAGCAAGCGACGACUCCAACAGCGGCAUCUGGAAGCCAGGAACUUUGCUUGCCCCGGAAGUACCGUUUUGUCCCCAGCAAUAUGCCCGAUGGUGAGGCUGAGGCUGAGGCUGAAACUGGUGCUGAAGCGGAGAAGGCUGGUGAUGAAGGGGAUACCUCCGUGUCAAUUAAUCCGUCUCUGGUGGACCCGCUCUUCCAAGAUCUGGAUCAAGCAUCUCGAUUCUACAUCUCUCACUUUACGGACCAGAUGUGCCGUGAUCUUGUAACAUAUGAUGUUCCCAGACACAAUCCUUAUCGUGACAUUGUUCCGCUGAUAAGGGACCAUGAACUCCUACUGCAUGUCAUCGUUGCCAAUUCUGCAAUUCAUAUCUCAAAUAUGCUAUCAAAGGGUCCUAGUCGGUUCAAUGGAGUGCCUGGCCAAUAUCCUCAUCGUGAUGCACUGGUGGCAAAGCAGAAAACUCUCCAGCUUCUCAAUCAGUCCAUGGAUAACAUAGAUGCCGUUGAUCCAGAGGUCGUGCUAACGGCCAUCCUGCUCUCUAUCAACUAUGAGCUUGUGAGUUCUGGAAAGGAUGACUGGAAAGUACAUGUCGAAGGUGCUCAGAAGCUCAUCGACUAUUUCGGCCUACCCAAACGCACUGACCUAUCCUCUGCUAUGAGUGCGUUGCGCGAUCAUGUCGUCUCCGACUGUCUCAUCUACUAUAUCCUUGGUUCGACCUUUUCCGCUCGCAAACCGAACAUGGGGUCAACCACAAGCUGCUACCCCUUUACGGAUGUGUUACCGUUGCUUGAGCGUGCAGAAGCGAACAGUUACAUGUCAUGCCCUGCAUUUCUCUUACACGUAAUGCUCUCGGCAUCCCAUUUAUCCAAUGUAGAGAAGAUUACCGGUUAUGAAGAAGAGCAAGCACGGUACUUGAUGGAGCGAGCUAGCACCUUUAAUACCAACACCUGGGCAGCUUCUGUACAAGGCAUAUCCUCCCAUAACGAUUUUGAAAGCCGUGCCCAUGUAGCCUCGGCUCAUAAGUCGGCAGUCUGUCUCUACAUCCACCAGGCCGUCCCAUCUGCAAACCUGAUGGACGAAUGCAGCAGAAAGGCCAUGGUGGAGGAUAUCAUUGGCCACCUUUCCUUCAUCCUUCCCGGAAACUUGCUACUUAAGGGCACUUCUUGGCCCACUUUCAUAGCCGGCGCCGAAAGUCGAGAUCCAGCACAACGGGCCUGGAUCGUGGCUCGCCUCAAUGACUUAUGGGAAAUACUCCCCUGGGCUACUUCCCGAGCAAGCCGUAAGCAGAUGGUGCUAUAG
Nannizzia gypsea CBS 118893 is the source of this 1533-nucleotide messenger RNA. RefSeq names its product acriflavine sensitivity control protein acr-2. Gene Ontology annotation, biological process: positive regulation of transcription by RNA polymerase II. The record is from RefSeq and is a predicted model, not a curated record. Gene Ontology annotation, molecular function: transcription cis-regulatory region binding; zinc ion binding; DNA-binding transcription factor activity, RNA polymerase II-specific. Gene Ontology annotation, cellular component: nucleus. Lineage: Eukaryota; Fungi; Ascomycota; Eurotiomycetes; Onygenales; Arthrodermataceae. The transcript is spliced from 3 exons. The coding region runs from base 1 to 1533 and encodes 510 amino acids.